GGGCUCAAUUAGGCGCAGGAGCAUAGCGUCACGGAAGUCAGGCCCGCCCUCUGCCCGCGAUGGUGACGGGCAGCUGCCCGUGCAAACCACGCUCCGAAUUUGGUUUUAAAGGUCAUGAUGCGAGCAGAAGAGGUUCUUUCAUUUCGUUUCGUUUCGUUUCAUUUUGAGGAUGGAUUCCUAGCAGGUAAUUAACUUUACGUGGGCUUUGUGGCGCGGUUCGAUCGGGCGAUGGCGGAGAUCUGCUGUGGAGUGGUGGGCAAGAGCGAGGCGGGGUCCUCUCCCUGCGAACCGAGUUCGCGGACGGCGAGGCGCCGGAGAAUGGAUGUGCGACGGUUCAGGUUCGUCGACGCCGGGGAUGGAAGCGAACAGAAACGUCGGAGAUUGGAUGUUACUCCGCCGUCUCGAGUGUGCGAAAACACUACGGAGAGGUUUGCAUCGGACUCGGAAAAGGAGUCCUGCUCGGUUUCGAGUCUAAGCUCGUCUCCGUCAACGGUUCAAGUGGGCGCGGAGUCGUCGUACGAGUUACCGAAGUUCGGCGUAGUGUCCAUCUGUGGCAGAAGGAGAGAGAUGGAGGACGCAGUGGCCACUCACCCGUCUUUGUGCGUCUCCGGGCAGGGUUCAAGUACCGAUAUGCAUUAUUACGGUGUCUACGACGGUCACGGAUGCUCACAUGUGGCGAUGAAAUGUAGAGAUCGGUUGCAUGAGCUGGUGAAGGAAGAGUUGGAGAACAGUGAAUCGCUGGAAGAGUGGAAGGAGGCGAUGCGGCGGAGCUUCUCUCGCAUGGAUAAGGAGGCGACUGCGUGGAAUGAAUUAGCUGUGUUGGGCGCUACUUGUCGAUGUGAGCUUCAAUCGCCAGAGUGCGAUGCGGUUGGAUCUACGGCCGUUGUGGCGAUCGUUACACCCGAAAAGAUUCUCGUUGCAAACUGUGGCGAUUCUCGCGCCGUGCUGUGUCGCAAUGGCAAAGCUGUUCCUCUCUCGUCCGAUCAUAAGCCGGAUCGACCGGACGAACUCCAGCGGAUCCAAGGAGCCGGGGGUAGAGUAAUAUACUGGGAUGGGGCGCGGGUUCUCGGAGUUCUGGCCAUGUCCAGGGCCAUCGGCGACAACUACCUGAAACCGUACGUUAGCUGCGAGCCGGAGGUAACGAUCAAAGACCGAACGGCAGAGGACGAGUGCUUGAUUUUGGCGAGCGACGGCCUGUGGGACGUGGUGUCGAACGAGAUGGCUUGUGGAGUUGCGCGGAUGUGCUUACGCGGGAAGGCUCCGCCGCCCCCGCCGUCCACGGGCAACGAGGCGUCCGGUGAAGUCUCCGACAAGGCAUGCUCCGACGCUUCAAUGCUUCUAACGAGGCUGGCUCUCGCCCGGCGGAGUACCGACAACAUAAGCGUGCUUGUCAUCGAUCUCCGGCGGGGUACAUAGCAGAGUAGGGCGAGAAAGUACUUUCCCGGCAGAAAAUGUUAAAAUUAAAAAAAAAAAAAAAAAAAGUGUUUGUUGAUUUCGAUCUCUCUAGUUUAAAUCUCUCUUUUUAUUUUUCCCCUAAAUUUUUUAUUUGGUUAUUUAAUUGUUGAUCAGAAUUGGGAAUAGUCGAAGAGGAGGGGAAGGGACAAAGUUGCAAAUGGGAGAGUAUUGUAACUUGAGAAUUGAAAAAAAAUGCCGGAUAUGUUUGGAUCAAUGGAGGUUUGUGUGGUUGCCAUUUUGUCGUUUUGAAGUUGCGAAUUAAUGCGAUUCGAUUGGCAAA
This is a messenger RNA of Malania oleifera, 1735 nucleotides long. Its product is annotated as probable protein phosphatase 2C 24. Gene Ontology annotation, biological process: protein dephosphorylation. Gene Ontology annotation, cellular component: nucleus; cytosol. Lineage: Eukaryota; Viridiplantae; Streptophyta; Magnoliopsida; Santalales; Ximeniaceae. The transcript has 4 exons. The record is from RefSeq and is a predicted model, not a curated record. Gene Ontology annotation, molecular function: cation binding; protein serine/threonine phosphatase activity. Bases 229 to 1416 code for a protein of 395 amino acids.